Messenger RNA from Drosophila rhopaloa, 2499 nucleotides. Its product is annotated as cytokine receptor-like. The coding region runs from base 635 to 2485 and encodes 616 amino acids. The transcript has 2 exons. Gene Ontology annotation, cellular component: membrane. NCBI's taxonomy places the organism in Eukaryota, Metazoa, Arthropoda, Insecta, Diptera, Drosophilidae. Gene Ontology annotation, molecular function: cytokine receptor activity. The record is from RefSeq and is a predicted model, not a curated record.
GCUGUCUCAGGUAAUCUGAUACUUAGCAGUGCUUAAUUUUUAGAUUGAGUCAAUUGAACACUAUUUAACGACGUUAUCUUUCUCCACACCUACUGAGCAAAAAUGGACGGGCAUAUAUGUACAUUUAUUUUUAAGUGACUUUAACUUAUUUUAUGUCGACUUAUGUUAGAACCAAACCAGCAUAAAAUCCAAAUCCAAUAUAAGCCGUGCAUUAUUCAUAUAUAUAAAAAAAAACCUUAGCUUAUUUGUACUGCUCGUAGUGCAUCAACGUCCAUCAGAAUAAGAGAGCACUUUAACAAGGUAAUUCGUGGUAGACGUAACCAGUUAGAAUUCCAUUUCGACUUUUCCAUUUGUCGUGUUAUACAAAAAUAAACGAGGGAUGCUGAUAUCACAAAUCAUUUUUUAUGUAUGUAUCCCUUGUCAAAUUGAGGAUGCAAAAUAAUAAGCCUAAAGAAAUCGCGUUUAAUCGCCCUUUUUUAAAUAAAUAGUUUUAAUUAAAAUCCAAAACUUGCGAUAAGAAGUUCUACAUCGGCUCCAAAGGCAUGUGAUAAACUUUCCAUAUGUUUUUCGGAAUGCACUCCAUUUAUCAGCGUAGUGGACAAUAUUUUAAUAAAUUUAUUCAGCCGUCGCAGUCAUGAGCUGGAAGUCGCCUCUGUUGGUUUUUCUAGGCGUGCUGAUGACCCGCUGUCAAGCCGAAAAACCAUGCGUUGCUGUUAUGUGGAUUGAGCCUCGGGCAGUACUUGUCGGUGGAUCCAUCGAGGUGUUCUGCAGGUGUAUUGGCUCCACGGUGGUGGCGCAGGAUUUGAGCAUUGUUAACUGGUUGAACUACUCGGUAGCCACGCAGCCCGUUGAUAAAUUCACCAUCAAGUACAGAAGAGAGAAGGUCAAUAUGAAUUUUCACGUCGAUUGGCACUGCAGAUAUCAAGAAACGGAAGUGGGCAGGAUAGAGGUGUACAUAGUGCCACUGAUUCAUGUGAAGCAGUUGCAGUGCCGUGUUCACCCAAACGCCAGCGAAGUGACGUGCUACUUUAACCAGGCUGGAUUACCCGCUUGGGGUGGGGAAAAAAGCUACUUCUUGAGCGUAAAUCAAAUGGCGCGCGUUCAGUGCUUGAGAAAGUCUAGCGAUACCACGUUUCAGUGCCAAGGCAUACCCUUCAACGAAACAACUAAGCAAUACCAUUUAAAGCUUGAUAUGGAGUGCCAAGGUUACAGCCAGACCAAGGAGUUCCAUCUCGACUUCAAACAAGUACAAGCGCCGGAGUGGCCUAAGAAUAAGAUGCUUAUCUUCGAGCAGCACGGCAUACAUGUGGUUUGGUCAUACGAUUUUUAUUCGAACCAAGACCUGGAGUGGCGAGUGUGGUAUUUGCCCCGUAACCCUAAGAUUCAGAAGCAUCUUAUCCAGAGGAAAAUUAAAAAGGUGUCUAAUAGUUUGUCAAUUGGUAGGUACAUAAUUGAGAGUCCGUCCUACGCCUAUCAGAGCUACAGAUUGCGUAUCUCGCGCCGUUAUCCUCUUUGGGACUCUCCGUGGUCCACCGAGAUCGAAAGUCCCGACUUCGUCACCCCGGCCACAUUGCCCAACCGACCACCUGAGUUACUACCAAAUGGAUUUUUUUACGACCCGAAAAAGAGGGAUCUGUAUGUCUAUUGGCGUCAGCUGGACGAACUGGAGCUCAACGGGCCGAACUUUACUUAUAACGUGCUUACAGACAGGGGAAAGUCGGCAAUGAUUUUGAGCAACAACUCCGCUCUCUUUCGCUAUUGGGAUGCCGAAAAACCGGCUACAGUAGGCACUUGGAGCAAGAACUCAAAAGGGAGAUCGAUAAAUAGCAACGAACUGCAAGUGCCCAUUCUUACCAACUCCUUAAGGUAUCAACCCAGGGAUUUGUGGUACCACGAGGAUAACCAGACCAUCACAUGGCAGCCGCCAAUGGAGUUGGAUAAGCUCAUCGGAUACACCAUUUCCUGGUGCUCCGUCUCCAUCAACAGCUUGCAGAUCUGUGACGACCACGAGCUCAUCCAGUUUAAGGUCCUUGACGGAUCGCAGAACUGGUUGCAAUUCAACGGGUCCAUGGUGCUACCCAAUGUGGCUGUGGCUGCUAAUUACAUUGGCAGUGCCAGCGGAGGAAUGCAAUGGAUCACUCCCAGGAGGAAUGGUCGCGAAAACAUCGAAAAGUCCUCAGGACUAACUCAGUAUAUUGCGCCAACGGUCAUCGUCGUCUUGGUUGGACCGAUAUACUUCCUCUUUCGAAAGCUGAAACGCAUGGCCCAAAUCGAGGUAAUCGUUCCAGAUAUCCUAUUUAAAUGCGAUCGAAAGGCGGGAGGACUAAGCAGAUGUUCGGAUCCUCCCGAUGAAACCGUCGUUCCAGGAAACUUCUCCCCAAAAGCUGUAAUGAACAUUACGAAUAUACCUGCGGGUACUUAUGAAAAACAUGUCAUUAGGUUAGAUUACGUACAAAGUGGUACAUAUACUGAGAGCAAAUUAUAACUUUUGAAAACUGA